AUGGCGGAUCAACGGUACGUCAAGCGUCGUCGAAGCAUCGAUACCGUGGACAAGUGGAACCUGUGGCUACAUGCUGAUGAUCGCGGUCCUCGGAUCCUCGUCUUGAGCUUUGCGGCAAUUCACCUUCCUCACUUCGUUCCUCCACUUCAGUUGAGCAGCGGCCGUUCGAUUUUGCUCCACGGCGGACGCGUCGCUGCGGAGAAUGGCUACGGCAUUGAUCAUCCCUUUCCGUCUACACUUCUUGCAUAA
Messenger RNA from Soboliphyme baturini, 249 nucleotides. NCBI's taxonomy places the organism in Eukaryota, Metazoa, Nematoda, Enoplea, Dioctophymatida, Soboliphymatidae. The record is from the annotation of a GenBank genome assembly.